Molecule: messenger RNA, 1104 nt
Organism: Penicillium subrubescens
Lineage: Eukaryota; Fungi; Ascomycota; Eurotiomycetes; Eurotiales; Aspergillaceae
Product: DSD1 family PLP-dependent enzyme
Exons: 1
Coding region: 1-1104 (367 amino acids)
Biological process (GO): D-serine catabolic process
Molecular function (GO): D-serine ammonia-lyase activity
Source: RefSeq, a predicted model, not a curated record
AUGGAGACUCCCAAAGUCGGCGACAAGAUCGCCGAUAUCGACACACCGUCUAUGAUCGUUGAUCUCGACCUAAUGGAGGGUAACAUCAAAAAACUCAUGGACAAACUACUCCCGACAGGCCUUGACAUUCGUCCUCAUCUAAAGACAACCAAGAGCGCUAUUCUCGCGACCAAGCUCGCCAAAGCCGGUGCCAAGGGCGGGUGCGUUACAAAGGUCAGCGAAGCUGAAGUCAUUGCCGCCGCUGGCUUCGACGAUCUACACAUAACCUGUCCGAUCGUUGGGCCCGCCAAAGUGAGGAGAUUGGCGGAACUGUUCCGAAAGUAUCGGCAAGUCAGGAUCGUGGUUGAUUCUGAGAUCGGUGCAUCUGCUAUCAACGAUGCUCUGUCGAAAUCAGGCAUUGAAGAGCCUAUUCUCACGCUGAUCGAUCUUGAUGUUGGUCUUCAUCGUACUGGUGUUAAGCCCGGAGAACCGGCGAUGGAAUUAAUCAAGUACGUCGGCGGACUGAAAUAUCUCAAGAUCAUCGGUGUCCAGGGGUAUGAGGGCCAUCUACAACAUCUGCACGACUACGAAGACCGGAAGAGUCAAUGUCUAGAGUCGAUGCGUAUUCUCACUAGUACCGCCGAGUCUUUCCGGCAGGCUGGUUUCAAUAUUGAAGUUGUCACCACUGGAGGCACGGGUACAGCCGAGUUCUGCGCUUCUGUGCCCGGCGUGACUGAACUCCAACCUGGUUCUUUCAUCUUCAUGGAUACAGACUACCGCAACGCUGUUGGUACAUUCUACUCGAACAGUUUGACGAUAUUGUCGACCGUUGUUAGCAAACAGGGUCCGAGGGCUGUGACUAUUGAUGCGGGGUUGAAGUCUUUGACUACGGAUAGUGGGAUGGCUGAGUGCAGUGACGAGCGGUACAAGUAUAGUGAGUUUGGUGAUGAGCAGGGCUCGCUGGUUUGGGAGGAGGGGACGCCUGAUUUGGAUGUUGGGGAUCGCGUUAUGAUUAUUCCUAGUCAUAUUGACCCGACGAUUAAUCUGCAUGAUGUUUAUUAUUCUUAUCGGGGAGGAGUUAUUGAGGAGAUUUGGCCUGUUGAUUCGAGAGGGAAGGUGCAAUAG